CGGGCGGCGCGAGCCGGGACCCCCUCCCCCGCGCGGCGCGCCGCCGGCCCCACCAUGGAGCCCGCCGUGUCGCUGGCCGUGUGCGCGCUGCUCUUCCUGCUCUGGGUCCGCGUGAAGGGGCUGGAGUUCGUGCUCAUCCACCAGCGCUGGGUGUUCGUGUGCCUCUUCCUCCUGCCGCUCUCGCUCAUCUUCGACAUCUACUACUACGUGCGCGCCUGGGUGGUGUUCAAGCUCAGCAGCGCGCCUCGCCUGCACGGGCAGCGCGUGCGGGACAUCCAGAAGCAGGUACGGGAAUGGAAGGAGCAGGGCAGCAAGACCUUCAUGUGCACGGGGCGCCCCGGCUGGCUCACUGUCUCGCUGCGGGUUGGGAAGUACAAGAAGACACACAAAAACAUCAUGAUCAACUUGAUGGACAUUCUGGAGGUGGACACCAAGAAACAGAUCGUCCGUGUGGAGCCCUUGGUGACCAUGGGUCAGGUGACUGCCCUGCUGACCUCCAUUGGCUGGACCCUGCCUGUGUUGCCCGAGCUCGAUGAUCUCACAGUGGGGGGCUUGAUCAUGGGCACAGGCAUCGAGUCAUCAUCCCACAAGUACGGCCUGUUCCAACACAUCUGCACUGCCUAUGAGCUGGUCCUGGCUGAUGGCAGCUUUGUGCGGUGCACACCGUCGGAAAACUCAGACCUCUUCUACGCUGUGCCAUGGUCCUGUGGGACCCUGGGCUUCCUGGUGGCUGCCGAGAUCCGUAUCAUCCCCGCCAAGAAGUACGUCAAGCUGCGGUUUGAGCCAGUGCGGGGCCUGGAGGCUAUCUGCGACAAGUUCACCCGUGAGUCCCAGCGGCCGGAGAACCACUUUGUGGAAGGACUGCUCUACUCCCUGGAUGAGGCUGUCAUAAUGACGGGGGUCAUGACGGACGAUGCAGAGCCCAGCAAGCUGAAUAGCAUCGGCAAUUACUACAAGCCCUGGUUCUUCAAGCACGUGGAGAACUACCUGAAGACAAACCAAGAAGGCCUGGAGUACAUUCCCUUGAGACACUACUACCACCGCCACACGCGCAGCAUCUUCUGGGAGCUCCAGGACAUCAUCCCCUUUGGCAACAAUCCCGUCUUCCGCUACCUGUUUGGUUGGAUGGUACCUCCAAAGAUCUCCCUCCUGAAGCUGACCCAGGGCGAGACCCUGCGCAAGCUGUACGAGCAGCACCACGUGGUACAGGACAUGCUGGUGCCCAUGAAGUGCCUGUCGCAGGCAGUGCACACCUUCCACAACGAUAUCCAUGUCUACCCCAUCUGGCUGUGCCCAUUCAUCCUGCCCAGCCAGCCGGGCCUGGUGCACCCCAAGGGAGAUGAAGCAGAGCUCUAUGUGGACAUCGGAGCAUAUGGGGAGCCACGCGUGAAGCACUUUGAAGCCAGGUCCUGCAUGCGGCAGUUGGAGAAGUUUGUCCGUAGCGUGCACGGGUUCCAGAUGCUGUACGCCGACUGCUACAUGAGCCGGGAGGAGUUCUGGGAGAUGUUCGAUGGCUCCCUGUAUCACAGGCUGCGGGAGCGGCUCGGCUGCCAGGACGCCUUUCCCGAAGUGUACGACAAGAUCUGCAAGGCCGCCAGGCACUGAGCACAGCCCUGUCCUGAAAGAGACAGACAUGUGGGUGGGCCCUGUUCCCAGGUCCAGGAGGCAUCUUCUCUUCACUCAAGCUUGGCUGCUCUCCCAGAUCCAUGCUUCCAGAAAGAAACCCCUCCAGAAAUCCCACCCAGACUGCCCCCGAUGGCUCGCUCAGGCUCCCGGGAGCCGCCAAGUGGAGUACCAAGAACGUGGGCUCUGGAGUCAGACAUACCUGAGUCCAGUUCCCAGUUCAGCCACUCAUUAGCUGUGUGACUCUGGACAAGUCCCUCAGCCCCUCUGAACCCAGCUCUUCAUCUGUCGAAAGGGGGUGACAGUGCCUGCACGCAGACCAUUGUCAUCCAGGUCCAGCAGCAGUCUCCCUGCAGGCGCUGAAGUGUAGCUGUGGUCACUGUGGCUUCCCAUUCAGCACCGUGUCUGGCUGGAGAGCUUUGGAUUUGGUGCCGAGUCCAGGGGGGCUCCGUGUGAGGUCACCCUGGCCCAGGUCUGGCUGGAAGGGUGAAGGGGAUGCCCCAGAGUCGCAUUGCCAUUGAUUCAGUCUGCCAGAAGCACCCCCUCACAGAGAGAAGGAAGGAAACCUCCUGUCUAUCCCUAGGGUCUCGGGAGGGCAGCAGAUGGGGCAGGCAGGCCCGAGACGUGCUGUGCCAAAGCCAGGUCCCAGUCCAAAGUUCCCUCUGCUGUCCUUGGUAUUGACGCCCUGCCCCUUCCUCCUUCCUGCUCAGGCUUGCAAGCCCACCCCAGCCAUCACCCACAUCUCAGAGAGGGCCGCACCCUCAGAGAAGACAUUUGAAGGCUGGUUCCUGUCCCAGCCCAGGUGAAGUGGCUCCUGCUCUGAGCUUGGGUCCGGAGCACGUACCCCAUCCUUAGCCCCCCCAACCCUGCGACCCUUUGUGCCUCUUCUGGUCCCCUCAUCACAGUGGCGGUGCAUCUGUGCUCCUCUGUGGCAUGCAGUGGGAGGUUGGGGUGGUGGAGCCCACCAAGCAGGAAGGUGGAGGCUUGGUGUGGAUUCUCACUGAGGGGCCGAAAGGAAAGACCACAACUUGAUUUCUCCAGCCACUCCCCCUCCCUUUGUCCAACCCCACCCACAGCUGUAGUUAAUUUCAGUGCCUUACAAAUCCUCAGCUCAGAGAAAAUUAGCUCCAUCUCCCUUCCAGAAGGAAGGGAGUCUCCUAGGUCCUUCCCAGCUUGUUAAAGCUUGUUUGUUUAUGCAACUCCAUCUGAAGAAUGGCCCGGCCUCAGCUCAGGACCCAGCAUCUGAGGAGGAAGUGUGUCGUGUAGGGAGUUGGGAUUAAGUGAACUGUGCCAGGAGUGACAUUCUGAGAGAGAGAAAGAAAGCGAGAGAGAGCGCACUGCGCUAGGAGGCAGGAGCUGGCUUUCAGCCCUGCUGCCUUGUCAGCAAGCCGUGUGGUGUGGCCCUGGGCGAGUCAUUUGGCCCUCUGAGCUGCAGCAUCUCAUCUACCCGUUCAUUGCAACCAAGACCUUCCCCAGGCCCUUGUGCUGUGGGCCUGCAGCACCUGGGGAAGGUCAGACGAAACACUUGGCUUGUCUCCUGAGUAAGGCCCGAGGCUGGCUCUCAUGUCACUUUGAGAGGAGUGCGCCAGUGGCUUGCAGGGACAUGUCCAUCCUGUCACUGCAGAUUGCCAGAAACCUGAUGGAACCAGGCUGUCACUGGUGGAUGCCCAGCUGUCCCCCCCGUGGGCUCGACACACUGCAAAGUGUCCUAGCGUGGUCCUGUGAGUGCUGGGUGCUCAGAAGGCAAAGAAACACCCCUCCCCCCUCCUCCCCUCCCCCAUUUGGCCUCUGGAGGGGGCAUGAGAAAAAAAAUAAAGAGACCUCAUUCUCCAGCUUGUCUGCAGAGCACGUGAAUUCUGGCAUCAGUCCUCCUGGUGGGCUCCUGCACUUCCCACUCGACGCUAAACUGAUGAUCCUACUUAUUGUAGAGGAGUGGUUGGCCCGAGCAGGAGCACCCAGCAAAUAGGGCCCCGUCAUUCCGCCAGAGGGGCCUCCACCCUUAAACUAGUGGGAGGGCAGCCACAGAUGCUAGCAGCCUCUAUUGCCCUUAGUCCUAGAAAAACCAAAAUUGUGCCCUUCCCAGACCUCACCCGGAAACUGGGGCUUGGAAGGGAAGGUCUCGGGAUCACACCAGCCUCAGGUUGCUCCAGUUGCAUCGUGUCCUGGAAGGGGGCAGACUGCCGAGCAGGGUGGGCCCAACUACUGGCUUGUUCCUGUAGCCAGCCCCAUCCCUGUCCAUCCCUGUGGUGGUUUCAGGUGGAGUUAAACUUGGCACUGGGGUUAGUGUGUGUGUGGAAAAUAACAGGCUUUUCCCCUCCAGAGCCCCCAAGUUUCUAGGCUGCAUGAAGAUUUUCUGUAAAAUCAGAAUUGUAGCCAGUUUCUUUGGCUGCAUAAUUUAAUUAGCUAUUUCUGAAGGGGACGGGGGGAGAUGUGUGUGGCAGUGCAUGGUGUGUGAUUUUUAUGUUUCCCAUGGCCUUGGGGACCAAGGAGAGAGGCCUGAGUGUCCCCUAGCAGGCUCCUGCAGCUGCGGGAGCUGUGCCCACUGUCCACAACACUUCACAUCCCCGUGGCUGUGUGGCCGCUGCUGUAAAAAUAAAAGCGUGACCUGGAAACGA
Canis lupus familiaris (dog) is the source of this 4238-nucleotide messenger RNA. It is a transcript of the gene DHCR24, whose product is annotated as 24-dehydrocholesterol reductase. NCBI's taxonomy places the organism in Eukaryota, Metazoa, Chordata, Mammalia, Carnivora, Canidae. Gene Ontology annotation, cellular component: cytoplasm; membrane. The record is from RefSeq and is a predicted model, not a curated record. The transcript is spliced from 9 exons. Gene Ontology annotation, biological process: steroid metabolic process. Gene Ontology annotation, molecular function: FAD binding; Delta24(24-1) sterol reductase activity. Bases 55 to 1605 code for a protein of 516 amino acids.